AUGCGAGUUUUCGGGCAAACGAACCGACCGACGAAUAAUCACAAUGAGCUUUCCAGCUGCAUCGACGUGGAAGCGACCAACGAGACUGGCUUGUCCGAUCUGCGGCAGAAAUUCGAGAGUAUCGCGAAGACGUGCGAGCUAUGCCAGGAGAAGUUCUACUUCGUCUCCAGGCUGGUCGCGCACCUGCGGAUUGCGCACGACAUUCACCGGCCCUUCGAGUGCGUCACCUGCGGCAAGAGUUACCCCCAGCAGUUCAUGUUGAACGCCCACGUGAAGAAGUCGCACACGCCGAAGACGAUGCCGUGCGACGAGUGCGGUUUCAUGGGCGUGAGCGCGACCGACGUGGAGAGGCACUGCAAGCGGGUUCAUCGUGCCCUCAAGUUCACCUGCGACAUCUGCCUCAAGAACCUCGAAGACGAGGACACUCUGAUCGCGCACACGAACAUGCACAACUCUAUGCCAAGUCAACGAUGCAGCGUCUGCAGUAGCGUCUUCGACGACGUCAGCAGCUUAAAGGAACACAAUCGUCUGCACCACUACGACCCCGCGAGCGCAGUCAGGAAAGCGAAAAAGCCCGCCGGCGCGAAGGCGACUGAGCACAAGUGCGAGGUUUGCGGCAAGGUGUACAAGUACAAGUCGAUGCUGAAGCAGCACAAAGGGAAGGUGCACGGCGCCCCAGUCAGCUGCGAGAGAUGCAGGUACCUCUGCGCGCUCUGCGGCAAGGAGCUGAAGACCGCGAAGGGCCUCGAGAUCCACAACAGGUUGCACACCGGCGAGAAGCCGUACACCUGCGAGGUGUGCGGCAAGGGCUUCGCCUGCGAGACCCUGCUGAGGACCCACAACGUCACUCACACCGGGGAGCGCAAGUACUCGUGCGACCAGUGCGGCAAGGCGUUCACCCAAAGGUCCACGUUGGUCGUUCACAAACGCUACCAUACGGGUGAACGGCCGUACGUUUGUCCGCAAUGUGGCAAGGGCUUCGUCACGCGAACCGUCCUCAACACUCACAUGACGUCCUGUCGCUGAGACGACUUGCUCGUGAGGCCGAGGGGGACUCAGUGUCGCCAGCGUCGACGUUUGAGAAACGUCGUGUAGAAGAAACUUGAAGCGUGCUCUGGUUCCUCAGCCUCAGUUCCUCGUCAGCGUCGUUUGGAUGAACGGCGAGACGGUGAGACGCCUUGGUCGAGUCCUGAGAAACGUGGAGAAACGCAAACAGCGAGACUUCAGCCAAUCGAUCGAUCACAGUCGAGAAAAUGUCAGUGUCAUAAUGGUUCUAAUGUUAAUUUGACAAUUGAAUCAUUUCUGAACGGAAUUGAACGACUCGCUGGGUUGACUGGUUGGGUUUCACCGUUGUUGUUUUCUGUGUGCUGUGGCCUUGAGUGAUGAUUUUCGGAUGAAUUCUUGUGCGCACCUCUCAGGACGCUGAAUAGAGAAAUGUAUUUUAUUAUCUUAGUAACAAAGGAAAAGAGCCGCGUUCGCGGCAUUGACUAUAAUGAAAAUAGAAUCGGUGUCCCCCGUUUUAAAUGUUGACGACAUAUCACUUACAACGGUAAGUAAUCGCACAAACGUUGUAACGCGGUGUAUUAUUGAAUAAAGAAGAAACUAUUUUCUUUUAAACACGAACCGUGAGG
Messenger RNA from Harpegnathos saltator (Jerdon's jumping ant), 1631 nucleotides. RefSeq names its product zinc finger protein 239-like. The record is from RefSeq and is a predicted model, not a curated record. The coding region runs from base 1 to 1026 and encodes 341 amino acids. The transcript is spliced from 4 exons. Lineage: Eukaryota; Metazoa; Arthropoda; Insecta; Hymenoptera; Formicidae.